This is a messenger RNA of Lodderomyces parapsilosis, 174 nucleotides long. RefSeq lists its product as uncharacterized. The record is from RefSeq and is a predicted model, not a curated record. NCBI's taxonomy places the organism in Eukaryota, Fungi, Ascomycota, Pichiomycetes, Serinales, Debaryomycetaceae. The transcript has a single exon. Bases 1 to 174 code for a protein of 57 amino acids. Gene Ontology annotation, cellular component: membrane.
AUGCCUUUCACUUGUUCAGAUAUUAUCAAGAUCAUUGCUGCCAUCAUCUUACCACCACUUGGUGUUUUCAUGGAAACUGGUUGUAACAGCAGUUUCUUUAUUUCCAUUAUUUUAACCAUUCUUGGUUACAUUCCAGGUAUUAUUUAUGCGUUGUAUGUUAUUCUAAGGUAUUGA